This is a messenger RNA of Paramuricea clavata, 795 nucleotides long. The record is from the annotation of a GenBank genome assembly. Lineage: Eukaryota; Metazoa; Cnidaria; Anthozoa; Malacalcyonacea; Plexauridae.
AUGGAUAGAAUGGUUGAAGAUUUAGACGGUGUGGAGGUUAUUAUGGAUGAUGUAAUUGUCGCCGGGGAUGAAACAACGCAUGAUAAACGAUUGACCAAAUUCUUGGAGCGAGCAUCGACACAAGGAUUAAAGCUCAAUCGAGAAAAAUGUAAGAUUCGCCAGAGAGAAGUGCCUUAUGUAGGGCAUCUCCUCACAGCGGAAGGUUUGAAGAUGGACCCUCGGAAAGUUGAAGCUAUUCGAGAAAUGCCAACGCCAAAUAGCAAAGAAGACGUCAAACGAUUUCUUGGAUUUGUGCAAUUCCUAAGUCGGUAUAUUCCUGGAUUAUCUAAGGUAGAUGCACCGUUGAGAGGGCUUGAGAAAGCCGAUGUACUGUUUCACUGGGAUCAACCACAGCAAACAAGCUUCGAGAAGAUCAAGGAACUUGUCUCACAAUCACCAGUCCUACAGUAUUAUGAUGUAACCAAACCGGUAACAAUCCAGUGUGAUGCAAGUGGCAAAGGAUUAGGUGCAGUGUUACUACAAGAGGGAAAGCCUGUAUGUUAUGCUUCUCGAGCUCUUACGGACACUGAAAGCAGAUAUGCCGCCAUCGAAGCCGAAAUGCUUGCAGUGGUCUUCGCCUGUCGUAAGUUCCAUCAGUACAUAUAUGGCAGAAGUGUGGUUGUCGAGACAGACCAUAAGCCACUACAAGCAAUCAGCAGCAAACCGUUGUCGCAGGUUCCGUUGCGACUUCAGAAGAUGAUUCUUAACGUGCGUGGAUACGACGUGAAGAUACGUUAUGUUCCUGGCUGUAAACAA